AUGAGGUCGGCAACCGUUGUUAACCUCCUGGGCGCUGCCGCAGUAAUUGCGCCAUCGGCGUCAACCCAAACCAUCGAAACUCCAAUAGAAGUAAAGCAUGCCAAGAUUCCACGAUAUCCAAAACCUUCCGCUGAAAUCUUUCAGAAGCUUUCCUCCCCGCUCAAAAUCGAGACCUGGGACGGACUGAACUGUCAAGGAGCCGGGGCUGGCUUCACCGUAUUCAACGAUUCUGUUCUUACACUCAAUCUCCCAAAUUUCUUUGUUUCCCGUAGUUUCCGGCUGAGCCGUACCCUUGAGGGCCAGGAGCAACUGGAUAUCUCCGUGGCCUUCAACUAUGCCACCUGGUACUCUAACAAAGAUCAACUGUCUCCGAACAGUUCGGCAUGCACGAACUUUUGGCGCAGCUACUACGCGGUGAACGGGAGCACGGGCUGUCACAAUACAUCGCCCUUUACUUGCCACAGAUUGUGGAACAUCCCAGGCCUAUGGAUAUAA
Molecule: messenger RNA, 495 nt
Organism: Penicillium verrucosum
Lineage: Eukaryota; Fungi; Ascomycota; Eurotiomycetes; Eurotiales; Aspergillaceae
Exons: 1
Coding region: 1-495 (164 amino acids)
Source: RefSeq, a predicted model, not a curated record